AUGAACCAAGAUCCUCCAGGCGACCCUUUAAUGCCGAUACCUCGGCUCCCACUUUUAUAUGAACCUCUUUCGGUACUCAUAACGUUGGGGGAAGUUAGAGGCAGCCGCAUCAAGCCUAUCAAUGUACCGCAGGAUAAUUCUAGUUUCAACGUUUUUAACAGUCAUAGGUCCUUCGUGGAUGCACUUGCCUACGCCUGCGCAUACAAGAAGGAACCUGCCUAUGUUACUGCGGUCGCGUUGGAAAAGAGACCUGAAGAAAUAGUGGUUUUGUUGGCAGCGAACAAAGGUGUAGACGAUUCAGUUGUCAGAUUCGUUCACGAUAUCUUGAGAAUUGUCCAAUGGCUGGCAACAAACCCAUCGGCUCAACUGAGCAGUGAGGAUGGCAAAGCAGCCCGGCAACUUUUGACGAGCAAAGUGUUGCGCUUCAAUGCUCCCAAGAUCUAUACGUAUUAUGAGACAAUUGUGAAAAAAGCAGCUCCUGCAGUAAUGCGCAAGCUCUCUAGUGGGCAGUAUGAAGGUAAUCAUGAGAUCGCCAAAUUCAAACAAUGGCUGUCCCAAAACCUGCAGAGAGACGGUUUACAACUCCAAGAAGCGGAUAUGGAGAAUUUGGCCGCCAUAAGUCACAACUCACGACCUAUUUUCGAGGUCCUCCGGCACUUAGCCAUGGAAUCACAUGAGCCCCAACCAUUCGAGCGACUCUUUAAGUUGCUCAAUAAGCUUGGAAAGCAUGUGAUCAUGAGCAAACGAAUAGUGGAAAGCACCAUGGUUUUACGUUCGGAUUUUGCGCGUGGGAUGAGGGUCGAGAGGAUUCCUGGGUCUCAAGAGGUUCCCCUUCCCUUUUCGCGCCGCAAGUACAACAUUGAUGGUAUUAGCAAUCGGAUGUUCCGGGAUCCAGCAGAGAAGGAGAGGUUUGUUGCCCGUCUGAGAACAAUUUACGACGCAACCGAAUUGGACAAGUUGUUGACUGAGAAUCAUCUUCCGCGUAAAACCAUCGUGCAUGCGGAGAUACUGAUUCUCGAUCAUUUUGAGAAGACCGGAGGGGACUUUCUCAACAAUGCUGAUAAAUACAUUGGAUGCAGCAAGCCUGCCUGUUAUCUUUGCUAUCAGUACAUCCGCUAUCACCCAGGCCGCUAUAAACUCCCUCCAUCGCACCAGAAACUGUACAUGAAGUGGCGCCUUCCCGAUAUUAGGGAAAGUGAACCGAACGCUGCCACCCGUUUCAGAAACCAAGAACAGAUUCUUAGGAAUAUGACAGAUUUUGUGCGAACGGAGUUGAGAAAUGACAUCGAAAAUUGCGUGGGCAAGCUGAAGGGACAUCCUGACUCAACUGCAGGGGGAACUUCGACCAUGUUUGAAAUUGAGACAGGGCUAGAGGCCGACAUGGGUUCUUUAUCUUUCCAAGAGCUUCGGCAGCAAAUCGACCCCGACUUCCAAUUCGUCGUUGUUCCCAAGCCAGUCAGCAGCGCCAGUAGUGCCUCUAGCAUUUACUCGCGUUCUAGCGCGGAUACUGCAGUGUCUGAAGGGGAUGGAACUGAAUACGAUAGCGAUGGGGGAGUGGAAGUCUAG
Messenger RNA from Aspergillus udagawae, 1566 nucleotides. Its product is annotated as nucleic acid/nucleotide deaminase domain-containing protein. Bases 1 to 1566 code for a protein of 521 amino acids. The transcript is spliced from 2 exons. The record is from RefSeq and is a predicted model, not a curated record. NCBI's taxonomy places the organism in Eukaryota, Fungi, Ascomycota, Eurotiomycetes, Eurotiales, Aspergillaceae.